AGCUGACACGUUUGUUUUGCUUGCCAGGAGGUCGUCAUGAUAAAAACACAGAGGCAGGAAAGCAGCACAUCAAACGGCAUCGUGUAACGUGAAGGCUCCUCGCCGCCAUUACAACACAGCUCGACGUCGUUGGUCCACCGACAGUCUCGUCAACUGCUGCCCUUUUUGUUUGCCCACACCGCCAUUACCUCCGUUGUCGACUGGGCGACGACUUUGACGCAGUAUGCCUUCAGAGAAGUCCUUCAAACAAAGGAGAACAUUCGAUCAGAGAGUAGAAGAUGUCCGGCUGAUCCGGGAGCAGCACCCUAACAAGAUACCUGUGAUCAUUGAACGCUACAAAGGAGAGAAACAACUUCCCCUCCUGGACAAGACCAAGUUCUUAGUGCCAGAUCACGUCAACAUGAGCGAACUGAUCAAGAUCAUCCGGAGGCGCCUCCAGCUCAAUUCCAACCAGGCUUUCUUCCUGCUGGUCAACGGCCACAGCAUGGUGUCCGUGUCGUCCGCCAUAUUGGAGGUUUACGAGCGAGAGCGGGACCAAGAUGGCUUCCUCUACAUGGUGUACGCCUCCCAGGAGACCUUUGGUGCCGCUUCUUCCCUCCAGUGAUCAAACUUCCUGUUCCUCUUCCUAAUCCCCGGCCAGCAAUUGGACAAUUUUAGUUUUUAGCUCCUCUAGGUGUUCUUUCCCUCGUAAUAACCUCGUCUUGUCGCCACCGACUAAGGUCAUGUCCACACCAACACGGAUACUUAUCUGUGUUUAGGCCUCUUGUCCACACCACAUGCAUACUUUUGUUUUUCCAAGCGCUGGACAAAGUGUAGAGAUCCAAAAGAGAUGCCAUCACAGUUGUGCGUUUUUUGAAACUGCACUUGUGUGGAUGGAGAUAGUUUGUGUUAAUGUUGAUGUGGACAUGGUCUUACUGCUUAAAGACAAAGUAGAGCUCCUUCUCACAGGUUGUGGUUUUUCUUUUAAGGGUUCUGCUGGUGUUUGUGUGACAUUAGUUUCCAACUUCCAUCUUCUCGUCUGUUGCCAUGGCAGCAGACUGUGUGGUCAUCAACGUGGCGCUGCUCCACCACCUUUUCUAUACUUCCACUUGUUGGUAAACAAAGCAAAGUGUGUGCAUAAAUACGCAUAAAGAAAAGAUUCAAGCACAUCUAAUGUUUACGUUCACGUUGACAUAAAAAGUGGUGGUAGCUUGUAGGCCGAUGCAGGUGUGCCUUAAAGUGGAUUAGAUGUGUGAUUGUAUAGAACACAACACUAUAGAAGUAUUGUGUGUUACCAAUAUUUACUGUCAAAAAUAGCAACAUGUGUGUCGUCGUCCACCCUCAGGUCCAAAUAUGGUCACUCAAGGCUCCAAAAAGUCAACACAUUCACUUUUUGAAUGGUUAGGAUUUGUGAUCCGACCAAUCCUUUUAGUUUUUUAAAGUAUUUUUAAGACAUGUAUGUUGAAGUUGUUGUACUAGAGACAGUCUGCUUAGUAUGAUUUAGUUUCUUUAGGCGAGGAAAGAAGAGGGAUUAUAUGAAAACAUUUAUGUGUGCUGACUGUGUCACUGUGCUGACUUUGGCCCGCAGGGUUGAAUUCCGGGUGCUGCUGCGGUCAGUAGGAAACUUCACUGUUGCUGCACAUCCUGUGUGUGUGUGUGUGUGUGUUUCUUUUUUAUGUUGCACAGAGCGAGUUGCGGCUGCCUUUAUUGUAGCAUUCUAUCAUUUAGAUUGUUUUAUUUAACUUUGUUUUUUCAUCUGAUUGUGCAACACCGUCAAUGAUACAUUGGACAAGUCCAAGCCACUGUGUGUUGCUGUUUGCGUUGUCUUCCAGCCCCUCACGUUCACGCUGAGCAAUAGCCAUGUAGUAAUUAUGUUGGUAUUUUGUUAACAAUAAAAGGUACAACAUUUUUUUUCUUU
Entelurus aequoreus (snake pipefish) is the source of this 1897-nucleotide messenger RNA. It is a transcript of the gene map1lc3b, whose product is annotated as microtubule-associated protein 1 light chain 3 beta. Gene Ontology annotation, molecular function: ubiquitin protein ligase binding. The transcript is spliced from 4 exons. Gene Ontology annotation, cellular component: autophagosome; autophagosome membrane; cytosol. NCBI's taxonomy places the organism in Eukaryota, Metazoa, Chordata, Actinopteri, Syngnathiformes, Syngnathidae. The record is from RefSeq and is a predicted model, not a curated record. The coding region runs from base 224 to 604 and encodes 126 amino acids. Gene Ontology annotation, biological process: macroautophagy; autophagy of mitochondrion; autophagosome assembly.